This is a messenger RNA of Acipenser ruthenus (sterlet), 725 nucleotides long. RefSeq names its product selenoprotein H-like. NCBI's taxonomy places the organism in Eukaryota, Metazoa, Chordata, Actinopteri, Acipenseriformes, Acipenseridae. The transcript has 5 exons. The record is from RefSeq and is a predicted model, not a curated record. Gene Ontology annotation, cellular component: Golgi apparatus.
UGAAUUAAAAAAAGGUAAGACCGCGAUGCCCCCUCGAGGUAGAAAGAGGAGAGUGCAGGCGGGAGCAGCUGCGGAGCCCGAACCGACAAAGAAACUGAAACAGGAGGAGGAGAGAGGGGAGCGGAGGAUUGUCAUCGAACACUGUAAAAGCUGACGAGUGUAUCUGCGGAAUGCCGAAGCCUUGAGAGAGGCAAUCGGAGAAGUGUACCCCAAAAUCGCCGUGGAGUUGAACCCCGAAAAACCCAGAAGAAACAGCUUUGAGGUCACCUUUGUCGAUAGCAACGGGACUGAAGUCUCUCUCUGGUCUGGUAUUAAGAAGGGGCCGCCACGCAAAUUGAAGUUCCCUGAAGCUGCAGUUGUGCUUGAUGCCCUGAAGGGGGCGAUGUAGAGCACAGCUAACCGUGUUUUAAAGAGUCUCAGCCAAUCGCUUCUCAGAGUUUCCUGUUGCCGGGUGCAUUAUGAAGUGGACUGACCAAUGGGGUUGCUCCCCCAGUUUUUCCGCUGAUGACCUCACAGCUCCGGUACGGGGAGGCAAAGUUGGUGGAAGGCUGGCGCGCUCUGCUGGCCGGGAGGAGAACUGCAGUCUGUUUUUACUGUGGAGUCUCUUCGAUUUUUUUUUGGUUUCUUUUAUAUAUAGAAGUGUCACUCUGUUCUCAGUGUUUUAUUGAUCUUUUGUAGUUUCUCUGCUUUUAAAAAAAAAUGUAAAAUAAAAAAUUAUAUUAAAA